CCGCACAUGACGGAUUAGAAAAACAGCGCACACGAGCCAGAAAGAUGGCUGUGGUGGACAGCGCGUCAAGUGACAGUGGGCUUUUUAUUUUCAUUUUACCUUGACUGAUGUUUGAUUAGUGUUAAAUAUUUGUGUUUUUUAGAAAAAAUAGACAAUUUAAGAUGAUAUCGUCAAUAAUAUCGAGAUUAGUCAUGGAAAAACCGGAAAUUCGCUUCACAAUCUACUGGAACGGCCAAGUGAUCGUCCUGUAUCUGUAAGAUUGCUCUUUGGAACGUUAUACCCCGCUUAUGCUUCAUACAAGGCUGUGAAAACGAAAAAUGUGAAAGAAUAUGUCAAAUGGAUGAUGUACUGGAUCGUGUUCGCGCUUUUCACCUGCGCCGAGACCUUCACCGAUGUUUUUUUCAGUUGGUUACCAUUUUAUUACGAGAUUAAAAUUAUUUUAGUCAUUUGGUUGCUAUCUCCCGCUACUAAAGGUUCAAGUAUACUAUACCGAAAGUUUGUUCACCCUGCGCUGAGCAGCAGGGAACAGGAAAUAGACGAGUAUAUCUCCAAAGCCAAAGAACAGAGUUACAAGCAGUUCCUCGAUUUGGGUUCCAAGGGUGUGACAGCUUUGAUGCAGACAGCUCUCAAGGGAGGCGGCGGCUUGGUGAAUCAGUUGCGCAAAAGCUACAGUCUGAGUGAUUUGAGUGAUCCUAGUCAAGAUAUGGGCGAUGGUACCAGCGAGGUGGUGAUCACAGACCCUCGCUUGUUGCGCCGUCGGAGAAGUCCAAGUCGGGCUUCCACCACAUCGUUGUACUUCCAAGAAGUGGACGUGGUGCGGAGCGACAGGAUUCAACACGUCCAAUCGGCUGAAGAUAUCAGUUCAGGGUACUCAAGUGGCGAGGGGCUGUAUGUGGGGCAACCGCCGAAAUUGCAGCCCCGGGAGGGCUUAACUCGCACCGGCUCCCUCACUAGGACUCGGCCCACGAGAGUUACGCGGUCCACAGGGCUCAAGAAAUCAUCACUGAGUGAAGAAAGCGAUGACAGUGAAAUCUUUGACACAAACAUCAUUUUCUUGAACGAUAAAGCGCGCUCCAUCCACGACCUCGCGAACGAAUCAAGUGAGGAAGAAUUUUUCGAUUCGUUGCAUGAUGAAUCCGUUGUUGCAUGUGAUUUAGACCAAGAUCGCAAAGGGAAAUACCACAAAAGAGCGGCUCCUCAGCCGCCGACGAUCAAAGCAACUCUGGUUCUGAAACCCGGAGUUGUGAAACCUUUGGAAUGUAAGGAAGUGUUUAUUCAGUCACCUAAACCAAAACGUCGCACGAUUAUUAACAAAGGGAGACUUGACUCCUCUCUCUCCAAACUAAUCAAUUUCCCUAAAAAAAUCAAACAUUCGUUUGAAAGGAUGCAAUCGAGAAGCGAUAACGAUUUGAGAAGUGUGGGGAAAAGUGACCGAUUGUCGAUUCAGUCGCUGACGGAGUCGCCAAUGGCGCGCCGAAGAUUGAAAAUUAUUCGCACUUUUGUUGACGAAGAUAUCCAUUAAAAUGUUACAAGGAUAUUCCCAGCGCAACAUUGCCUCGGACGAAGCGCGCGACUAAGAAGAAGACUAUAUAAGACUUCGAAUUGUGAUUAGGUUUGUUAUUCUAGAUAGUUAAAAAUUAAGUAAAUUUUAUGUACGUUUUCUAUAGCAAAUCUUUUGGAAGAAUUGCUUUUUAGAUGAUUUUAAUUGAAGUUUUUCCUAUCUUAAUACUCAGAGUUGUUUGGAGAUACUAAACGCGUGCUGGUGAUAUUUAUUAUGAUCUUUUAGCGUAAGUUAUUUAUUAAACUGCAUGACUUUCUUAGCCGAAUUUAUAUUAAGUUUGUAUAAAACAUACACGUAACGAUUGAAAUAAAGUGGUUGCUGUUUA
Messenger RNA from Tribolium castaneum (red flour beetle), 1886 nucleotides. It is a transcript of the gene ReepA, whose product is annotated as Receptor expression enhancing protein A. The coding region runs from base 341 to 1522 and encodes 393 amino acids. The record is from RefSeq and is a predicted model, not a curated record. Gene Ontology annotation, cellular component: cytoplasmic microtubule; endoplasmic reticulum membrane. Gene Ontology annotation, molecular function: microtubule binding. Lineage: Eukaryota; Metazoa; Arthropoda; Insecta; Coleoptera; Tenebrionidae. The transcript has 7 exons.